Molecule: messenger RNA, 561 nt
Organism: Saccharomycodes ludwigii
Lineage: Eukaryota; Fungi; Ascomycota; Saccharomycetes; Saccharomycodales; Saccharomycodaceae
Gene: INA17
Product: Ina17p
Exons: 1
Coding region: 1-561 (186 amino acids)
Source: RefSeq, a predicted model, not a curated record
AUGGUUUUUAUUUUUAGAACUAACAGUGUGAGAUUCCCAAUUGCCAAACGAAUAAACUCUUCUUCGUUGUACUUUGGAAAAUAUGUUAACAAACUAUUAAUUAAAACUAUUAGAUAUAAGUCGUCCUCUUCGCAGCCUUAUCCUCAGAAUUUAGAAGAAUUGGCUAAAAUGGAUAAUAUUGACAAUAUUCCACCAGAAGUAAUACGUAAACUGUUAAUAGAGAAAACUGAACAAUUGAACUUACAAAAUGAAGUUAAAAUGUUGAAGGAAUUAACUAAACAAGAAGAAUUUUCUCGAAAUUCAAAUUUUUCUACAAUAAAGGCAAAAUAUGCUAGACCAUUUUGGAAUUUCCUAUUGCUCAGCAGUUUUGUUUAUUUAUUCUAUCAUUAUUUAUGGCUAAAAUUAGAAUACGAAGAAAGAGAGAAAGAAUUACAUUUAGAGGCAACAAACAUUGAGAAUCAAUUAGCACAGUUGAUCGAAGAUAUUGAUAAAAAUGCAGAUGUUUCUAAUGACGGCGCUAACGAUUCUAAAAAGAAAUCCAAAAGAUUUUGGCUUUUUUAA